CCCCUCUCACUCCUCCAUCCCCCCUCUCACUCCUCCGCCCCCCGCGCCCCCCGCGCCUGUCCCGCUGCCGGCGGGGCCGCUCCUGCGCGGGGAUGGCGGAGCGGCCGCGCUUCCUCUGCGGCGUGGUGGAAGGUUUCUAUGGGAGACCAUGGUCGAUGGAUCAGAGGAAACUCCUCUUCCAGUGGCUGCAGCACCGGGGGCUGAACUGCUACAUGUAUGCACCCAAGGAUGAGCUGAAGCACCGGCUGCUCUGGAGAGAGCCCUACACAGAGCAUGAGGCAGCCCGCAUGCGUUCUCUCAUCGAGGCAGCCCAAGAGCAGGGGGUGGAGUUCAUUUUCGCCGUUUCUGCUGGCCAGGACAUGGUGUUUUCCAGCGCUGGGGAUCGCCUCCUGCUGCAGCAAAAACUCAGGCAGGUGGCUGCCAUGGGGUGCCGCUCCUUCGCGCUGCUCUUCGACGACAUCGACCCCUGCAUGUGCCAAGCUGACAGAGAUGUCUUCCCCUCCCUGGCACAGGCUCAGGCCUCUGUGGCCAACGAGGUGUACCAGGAGCUGGGCCAACCCUCCACCUUCCUCUUCUGCCCUACAGAGUAUUGCAGCUCGCUGUGCUCUCCCAGCCCCAGCCAGUCCUGCUACCUGCAGACCAUCGGGCAGGAGCUGCUCCCAGGGAUCGCUGUCAUCUGGACAGGUGAGCCAGGAGCAGCUCUGGGUCACACACACGUGCAGUGUCUGUGGCCACGGGCUGUCCUGGGAGAGCCACCAGCAAGUGACGCCGCUGUGGUGCCUCUCACUGGGGUGUGCAGCCCCAGCCAGGCAGGGGUGGGAGCUGGGGCUCUGCUCUCCUGCCUGGGACACUGCAACCUCAUCUCCGUGUCCUUGUCCCUGCUGCGUGUCUGUGAUGGACCCUGUGCCCCACGUGUGUCCCUGCCUGAUGGCCCAGGCCCCAAGGUGGUGUCCCAGGAGCUCUCAGCAGAGCUGCUGCAGGAGGUGGAGGCUGUGCUGAGGCGCUGCCCCGUCAUCUGGGACAACCUCUACGCCAACGACUACGACUGCAGACGUGUCUUCCUGGGCCCCUACAUGGGCCGAGCUCCUGGCCUCAUGUCCAGGCUCCAGGGGCUGCUCCUCAACCCCAACUGCGAGCUCCAGGCCAACUUCAUCCCCAUCCACACGCUGGGCACCUGGUUCCAGAGCGAGCUGGGCAGCUGUGCCCAGCCUGACCGUGCAGGAAUGGGGGACAGCCAAGGUGCUCAGGAUGGAAGCUACAGCCCCCAGGAAGCCUUGGAGCUGGCUCUGCGUGACUGGGUGGCUGAGAUAAACCAGCAGGCCUUGCAGGCAGGAGGAAGGAGCCCAGGACACCCCAGUGCCAGCCUCAAGGGAGGACCAAAGCUGCAGCCUGGCAGGGCAGGAGGACAGGAGGUCACUCCCCACCCUCAGCCCCACAGCUCUGCUCCUGGUGGGGCAGAUCAGCACAGCCCUGAGCCCUGUGGGGUGGCACCAGAGCAGGGGUGCAGGGAGGUGACCUCAGAGCCUGAGGAGGACAGUGGGAACAGGACAGCCACGGGCCAGCAGCAGAGCCCUACAAGGGCUGGGGACCAGCUCGCCACAGGGAGCCGUGAGCCCCCCUCUGCUGUGCCCAGCGUGGCUGGCAGUGCCCAGUCUGCAGGAGUCCCAGUGGCCACCACGACCCUCCCCAGCCCAAGCCCCACCACGAGCUGCAGCAGUCAGAACAUUUCCUUGCCCACCAGGGAUGCCAGGGCAGGGGAUGGCAGCCCUGUCGCACCUCCCAGCAGCACCCAGCCUGAGGCCAUCAGGACUGACGUGCCCCAGACACCCCCAGGACCUGGGGCUGGUGCCAGCCCUGGUGCCAUGGCACCAGUGACCCCAGAGGAGGCUGGGCCUGGUCCCAUGGCACCGCUGCCCCCCAAGGAGGCCAUAACCAGCUCCCCAGCACAGGUGACCCCAGAGGAGGCCACAACCAGCUCCCCAGCACAGGUGACCCCAGAGGAGCCCAGGACCAGCCCCAUGGCACCAGUGACCCCAGAGGAGGCUGGGCCUGGCCCCAGGACCCCCAAAGAUGGCAGGACCAGUCCCACAGCAAAGAUGACCCCAGAAGAGCCCAGAACCAGCCCCAUGGCACCUGUGACCCCAGAGCAGGCUGGGGCUGGCCCCAUGACCCCAGAGGAGCCCAGGACCAGCCCCACAUCCCAGGUGACCCCAGAGGAGCCCAGGACCAGCCCCACAGCCCAGGUGACCCCAGAGGAGCCCAGGACCAGCCCCACAGCCCAGGUGACCCCAGAGGAGCCCAGGACCAGCCUCACGGCACCGACGACCCCAGAAGAGGCUGAGUCCAACCCCAUGGCACUGAUGACCCCCAAGGAGGCCAGACCCAUCCCCACAGCACCCCUGACCCCAGAGGAGGCCGUGUCCAGCCCUGCAGCUCCACUGAGCCUGGAGGAGGUGCGGAUGCUGGUGGAGCUCUUCUACCUGCCCUACCACCACGGGGCCUUGGCCCAGGAGCUCCUGGAGCACUUUCGGUGGCUGCGAGCAAACAGCCUCAGCGUGGGGGUCCCGGCCACGGCGCCUGAUGCCUGCGGGGGCAGGCGGUGGCGGGGCCGGGCUCAGUCCUUCCAGCUGCUCUGCGCUCGGAUGUGCCGCCUGCACAGCCGCCUGGUCAGCACGGCCAGCAGGGAGCUGCUCUACGACCUGCACCCCUACCUCUGGGACAUCCGCAACAUGCUGCUGGCCGCCAGUGCCUUCGUCCUGUGGCUGGAUGGUCACCUCCUGUGCGACCCGGACCCCAAGGGCACCUGGGGGAGCUGCUUUGGCUGGUGCCAGAGCAUCACUGCCCCCGUGCUGCUGGGCAGGGACGCCGAGCCCUGGGCGCGCCGUGGGGGCCUCUUUGGGGAGCUGCAGGCACUGCUGCCCGUGGGGAACAGCUGUGACCUCUUCUACCAUCCACCCCCGCUCUUCCCGUCCAGCCAGCUGUACCAGCUGCGCCCGCUGCUGCCCCUGGACAAGGGAGAGCUUUACCGCAUGUGCCGGGAGAGCUUGGACUGUGAUCCCAAAGUGGCAGAGAUCCUCGUGGCCCACCCGGAUCUCCUCGGUGACAGGCUCCUGGGCAGCUUCCUCAGCCUGAGCCCCGAGUACACCUUUGUGCUGGAGGAUGAGGAUGGCCCCUGUGGCUACGCAGCCGGAGCGCUCCACGCCGAAGGCUUCCUGCAGCAGCGAGACAGCAGCUGGCUGCCAGCCAUACGGCACAAGUACCCCCCAGAGCUGGGCACAGCGGGGCCAGCUCUGGGACAGGAUGCCCUGGAGGAAGCAGUGCUCUUCUUCCACUCAGAGCCGCUGGCAGUGCCCCAGCCCGUGCUGAGGCGCUUCCCCUCCCUGGUGCAGCUGGGCACAGCCCCCCGUGUGCUGGAUGUGGGGGCCAGCCGCAGCCUGGCCCUCUGCCUGCUGAGCGCACUCAGAGCCAACGGCUCACGGGGAGUGUUCUGCCAGGUCAGCGACGCCGACCGGCAGCAGCUGAGCUUCUACAGCAAGCUGGGCUUUGUCGCCCUGCCCGUGGCCUGGGGCAGCUCUCCCGGCUCUCAGCUCCUGGGACGACUCCUCUGAUGGGGCACGGGGAGGCUGUGCCCCAGGUUCCCAGGCCAGGCUGAACCCCCCAUCCCACACAGCAAACGGGAGCAGAGGGGCACCUCCAGCAGGCCAGGUACACGUGAGAGGGGACAGGGGGUGAGCAGGAUGUCACUGGGAUGUGUGCAGGGCUGCCAGGUGCCUGGGUAGCACAGAGAUAUUUCUGCUCCUGACGGGAUUUGGCCACCUCUGUGCCAGCCCAGCUGCUGCUGUUUGCGGGGUACCCUGCACUUUGCUGGGGAGCCGGGCCAGCAGAGCCUCAGGCCUGCAGCAGCUCGUGAGCAGGGUUUGGGUUUGUGACCCUGGGGCACAGCACGGUGCCUUAGUGCCACGGGAGUAUCCCCACCACGCAGCCCAGCUCCCUCCAUCCCCUAUGUGGCCUGAACUGGGCACUCAGUGCCGGGGCUGGCUCUCGGCACUGAGGACCUGCUUGUCUGUAUGGAUUGAUAUGGGAUGGGGUGAGGCAGCCUCUGUUUUUGUGCCUGGGGCCUGAGGGAAGCGCUGUCCUUGGCAAUAAAGCAUU
Passer montanus (Eurasian tree sparrow) is the source of this 4152-nucleotide messenger RNA. RefSeq names its product protein O-GlcNAcase-like. Bases 93 to 3608 code for a protein of 1171 amino acids. Gene Ontology annotation, biological process: glycoprotein metabolic process. The record is from RefSeq and is a predicted model, not a curated record. The transcript is spliced from 16 exons. Gene Ontology annotation, molecular function: beta-N-acetylglucosaminidase activity. NCBI's taxonomy places the organism in Eukaryota, Metazoa, Chordata, Aves, Passeriformes, Passeridae.